UUUUAAACGGGACUAGAAACCGACUAAACCUUGCAAACUAACGCCCCCUAACAAUUGAUACCCAUUGAUAACCAGUCCGACUUUCAAGAGCGCAAGAGCAGAGGGUAAUAAUGGUGCGUCCCCACUCCAGUCGCAGAUGAGAUUAUGGCAUCGCGAUUUAGUGGUGCUCUUCAAUUGACGGACUUGGAUGACUUUAUCACCCCAUCACUGGAAUGUAUAAAACCAAUCGAAAUACCAAAGUCAAAGGCCAAUACCGGAGCUAAAAUAAAAAUUCAAGAAGAUGGAGCUUACAUGGAACUGAAUGAGUCCGGAGCCUCUGAAAAGCUACAAAAAGUUGAAAUCACAUUGGCUGAUUGUUUGGCAUGUAGCGGCUGCAUUACAACAGCUGAGAGUGUGCUUGUCACCCAACAAAGUGAAGAGGAGUUAUUGCGUGUUCUACAGGAGAAUCAGAAUCUCCAUGAGAAUGGCAAAGCAGAAGAGGCAAAAUUGAUAGUUGUCAGUUUAUCCGUACAACCAGUUCUCUCUGUUGCUGAACGUUACGAUCUGCCACCAGAACUUGCUGCGCGUAAAUUGGCUGGACAUUUCCGUAAAUUAGGAGCCGAUAUGAUAUUGGAUAUGACUGCUGCAGAUGAUUUUGCACUCUUGGAAUCUGCUAGAGAAUUUGUUGAACGAUUCAAAUCAUCACAAGAUGGUACAAAAGGCCAAAUUCCGAUGCUUGCAUCUUCUUGUCCAGGCUGGGUAUGUUAUGCAGAGAAGACGCAUGGCAAUUUUAUACUACCGCAUAUAAGUGUGACAAAGUCCCCACAACAGAUUAUGGGGUCUUUGGUGAAGUAUCAUUUAGCCAAAUGUAAAGGUCUUUCACCGGAACGCAUUUAUCAUAUAAGCGUUAUGCCUUGCUACGAUAAAAAGCUAGAAGCCUCUCGGGAAGAUUUCUAUAAUGAGGUCAAACAGACAAGAGAUGUCGAUUGUGUUAUAACAUCAAUCGAAGUGGAAAACAUGUUGAUCAAUCAGGGGGUGUCUCUAAAUGAUGUUGAGGAGAGUGAAAUUGAUAGACCAUUCGGUGUAUAUGAUAAUCAACAAUUGGAUAAAAUUCUUUGGGGUCAUCAGGGCUCUGGAUCCGGAGGUUAUGCUCACUUCAUAUUUCGAUAUGCCGCUUACUAUCUUUUCCAAGAAACCAACCCUGCAAUCGAGUUUAAAAAUUUGAGGAAUCCAGAUUUCAAAGAAGCCGUUCUUGAAAAAGACGGGAAAAUUUUAUUAAGGUUUGCUAUUGCCAAUGGAUUUAAAAAUAUCCAAAAUCUCGUGCAGAAACUCAAAAGAGGCAAAUCUCCAUAUCACUAUGUUGAAGUUAUGGCGUGUCCCUCAGGCUGCCUUAAUGGCGGAGCACAAAUGAGGCCGCAGGAUGGCUCCCAGCCACGUGAACUUGCUGCAAAACUCGAUACUAUUUAUCAAAACCUUCCACAGAGCGAACCAGAAAAAAAUCUUGUCAUCUCAAAUUUGUAUAAUACUUGGCUGGAAGGAGAGCACUCUGACAAGUCAGUGGCCUUUCUUCACACGCAAUAUCAUGAAAUAGAAAAAAUGAAUACGGCACUAGCAAUUAAAUGGUGAAGAUGGUUGUGAUACGGCUUGUGAGUUAAUUAUCUAUUUGCACAUAAUAUUUUUGCUUGUGUCAUGUGAAAAAAUAAACAUCUGUGAGAAACAGAGAAAUUUCAUCAUC
This is a messenger RNA of Athalia rosae (coleseed sawfly), 1714 nucleotides long. RefSeq names its product probable cytosolic Fe-S cluster assembly factor GJ13047. The record is from RefSeq and is a predicted model, not a curated record. Gene Ontology annotation, cellular component: cytosolic [4Fe-4S] assembly targeting complex. Gene Ontology annotation, biological process: iron-sulfur cluster assembly. Lineage: Eukaryota; Metazoa; Arthropoda; Insecta; Hymenoptera; Athaliidae. Bases 145 to 1605 code for a protein of 486 amino acids. The transcript is spliced from 8 exons. Gene Ontology annotation, molecular function: 4 iron, 4 sulfur cluster binding.